Messenger RNA from Oryza sativa Japonica Group (Japanese rice), 1598 nucleotides. The record is from RefSeq and is a predicted model, not a curated record. NCBI's taxonomy places the organism in Eukaryota, Viridiplantae, Streptophyta, Magnoliopsida, Poales, Poaceae.
UUUUUUCUAUUCCCCAAUGACUUCUUCUUCCUCCUCCUCUCCACAGUCCACACUGUUCAUCUCCUCCUCCCCUCCCUCCCAAUUCGAUUCCCAAAUCCCAAAAUUGACCACCCAAAUCCGCGCCAAUCCAUGGAUUGGAUGCCUCCUCCGAAGCCCACCUCGCCGCGCUCCCCUCCCCUCCUCUGGGACUGGGCCGACGCCGCCGUGCCGGGCUCCUCCUCCGGCGAGGUAUCCGCCGCCGCCGCCGCCGCCGCGGCUCAUCCGGGAAGGCGGCGGAAGGAGAAGCGAGGCAGGGCGGAGGAAGGAGGAGGUGGUGGUGGGGAGGUGAGGUGCCAGGUGGAAGGGUGCGGGGUGGAGCUCGUCGGCGUCAAGGACUACCACCGGAAGCACCGCGUGUGCGAGGCCCACUCCAAGUUCCCCCGCGUCGUCGUCGCCGGCCAGGAGCGCCGCUUCUGCCAGCAGUGCAGCCGGUUCCAUGCGCUCUCGGAGUUUGAUCAGAAGAAGAGGAGCUGCAGGAGACGCCUGUAUGACCACAACGCUCGUCGGCGGAAGCCCCAGACCGACGUGUUCUCCUAUGCAUCGGCAAGGCCGCCGUCGUCAUUAUUAUUUGAUGAUAACCGACAAAUAAGUUUUGUCUGGAACAAAGCUCCACUCAGCCAUGUAAGGCCUUUCGCAAUUUCUCCAUGGGAAAGCUCAUCUGAAGUUGGGACAACUGAUGGACAUAUUUAUUUGGAUAAAUCUCACAUAUCCAAAUCUCUCCCAGCAUUUAACACCGACAUAGAUGAGCUCUUACCAAUGAAAGACUUCUCUGCAGCCACUAUUUGGAUGUUCUUCGGUGUCCUUUUUAUCCGAACUGCGCAGGAGAGCUGCAUGUCAUUUCAUUAAGGAGAAAACAAUGUACAUAUUUUGAUGGAAGAAUGACCAUUAUUCCAUUUUGCAGGUCCGGACGCAUCUUUAACUGCUUCAAAAUUUGAUGGAGCACCGGAUCUUCAGCGUGCUCUCUCUCUUCUGUCAUCUAGUUCUUGUGGAUUACCUGAUCCUGUACAGCAAGCAUCUCGCGUCAUCCAAUUCACAGGCGCCAGCCAAAACAACCGGGAACUUCCUCCACUUAAUGGAGGGAAUUCUGCUUCAGCAUCAUGUGCCAAUGUACAAACUAUAGCACAACCGGCUCAGCUGGUUCGUUUUACCAUGAAUGCUAGCAGCAAUGCUUGUCAGUCCAAUUUCUUCGGUUUAAACCAGAUAAACUAAAGGCCUGGACUGAAAGCCCGUCGUCGAUUUCGACCAAUAUCCACCAAGGUGGCCUUGAGAAGAUACAAGAAUUGCUUCUAUCAACUAUCAGAGUGCAAACAAUGUCACAGUUAAUGUUGUCAUCAUAAAUAUCGGUAUUGGUCUCCCCUGAACUAAAAUCGAACGGAGUGAUGGCUUGCUUGUGUUUUCGAUAAUCGUUAUGCAGUUCUAAUUUUUUUUCUAUUGUUUUCUGCCAAUGUACCGAUUUUCAAACUGUGGGUCUUGUCAUUUAUACUUGUACAACCUAAUGUCAAAAUGUCAUGUAUCUUUGAAACUGUUUUUGAUGGAUUUGGGACAUGGUUUCGCUUGUA